AUGUCUUCCACAUGGUCCGAUCAAGCAGCAUCCUACAGCACAGCAGGAGCCAAGAGCGAGCUGUCAAGAGACUACGAUGGCGCGUUCACCAACUAUGUACGAGCAGCGGAAAUCUACAUGAGAUUGGCACGGUCGGGUGAGAGUGCAGAUGUUCGUGAGAGGGCUAGAAAUGCUGCUGGAAGAGUGAUGCAGAGGGCAGAAAAGGUGAGACCUUUGAGAAGGGACAAGGGAUUGUUGGAUCCAGGUGAGCUCUGCGCGUCCACUGCAGCACAGCAAAGUCGCACGUUGUCAGCUUCUGCUCUCAUCGCUGGGCUCAGGUACGAGCAGUGGGAUCGACCGGGCGGACCUUCGAACCUCAAGCCGCUGCCGCUUUCGCCCUUCUCGCCCGCUCAACAGGCGCUAGGUGCGCAGUACAGAAGUUCGAAUGGCACCAUCAAGGGCAAAGAACCAUUGCGAGGCGAGGAUAUACGUCAGGAUGUUGUGACCGACUGUAGCGUAGUGGCAGCGUUGGAGGCAGCUGCGGAGCACGACAUGGUUUGGGGCACGAAACUGGCUUCUUCAGCCCUCUUCCCUCAAGACGCCAAUGGACGGCCCUGCGAGUCGCCAACAGGCGAGCACAAAGUGCGACUUCACCUGAACGGUACCACACGAUGUGUACCCAUCAAUGACGAGCUGCCCUGCUACGCAGACGGAACGCCCAUGUGCGCUCGAGGGCAACAAAGCGCAGACGAGGCAUCGCCAUCAGCCUCAAGCUUCGUUUUGUGGCCCAGCUUGAUUGAAAAGGCUUAUCUGAGAGUGAUGGGCGGCUAUGACUUCCGAGGAUCCAACAGCGCGGCGGAUCUGUACGCCCUGACUGGCUGGAUACCGGAGCAGGUGGGACUCGGAAGCCACGCUGGUUUUCAAAGAGAAAAAACGUGGGAAAGGCUGUCGGGUGCCUGGAAGAAGGGAGAUGUGAUCAUCACCGCGGGUACUGGUGCGGGUGCAAAUGCAGUCUCUAGCACAGACGCAAACGAGUCUCUGGAUCUGUUGGUCGACUCGCACGAUUAUGCGGUGCUUCAGCUUAGCGAAAAGGACGGCAGCAGGUCUGUGCUCUGUCUCAAUCCGUGGAGCAGUCAGCGAGGACGCGAUCAGGAGGGUCGAUUGCAUCUGGACAGCGUGCAGUCGCCCGCGACUUCCAACGACGCUUUGCGCUCAAAGCCAUUCUGGAUGAGCUGGGAUGAGGUGUGCGAACGUUUUGACGCUCUGUACGUCAAUUGGAACCCAUCCUUGAUGAAGCACAGCGUCGAAGCCCACUUCACGCUUCGCAAGCAAGGCACCGCAGCUCCAGAUUUGGGGGAGAGCAUGCGUCAGAAUCCGCAGCUGAAGCUCGACAUUUCGAAAUCGGAUGGAGCUUGCGAAGGCGAAGAAGUGUGGCUGCAUCUAGCACGACAUUUUGGGCCAACGAAGGAGAAUUUGACGGGGUCGGGGGAUUAUGUCGCCCUGCACGUCUUUGAGAAUGCGGGCAAUAAGCGCAUGUACAGGCAGCGAGUGGACGGCAAAAUGGGCACCUACAUCGAUGGGAUGCACAAUCUCGUCCGAUUCACAGUGCCAGCCUCGACGAGCGGCUCCUACACUUUGGUGGUCUCUAGACAUGGCGGUGCAGAUGAUGCCUCCUUCACCCUUCGUGCUCACGGCACGCACGAAAUGACACUCAGCGAGCUGCCUAGAGCUCAUCCUCACGAGAUCAGUCUACCUGGCGCAUGGAAAGCACGCUCAGCGGGAGGAAACAGCACUUUUGCCACAUUCGUACACAAUCCCCAAUUUCGGCUGAUCGUCCCUUCCACCUCGUCCAACGCCGAUAUACUGCUCACGUUGGAAGCGAGCAAGGACCUGCCUGUUCAAGCCCUUGUGCUCUGGUCUAGCGGUCGACGUAUUUCGCACUGCAUCAGCUCAGACGUGGCGGCAUCCAGCGGCGACUUUUCCUACGGUCUCGCCGUCCUGCAAGCCUCUGUGCAAGCUGGAAACUACACGCUUGUGCUGCAGACUUUUGAGCCGGGUCAAGAAGGCAGCUUCAUGUUGAAUGUGCAGAGCUCCGUUCCAGACUUGGUGCUGGAACAGAUUCCUCCCGAAGGAGCAGGCAUGUACACGCGUUGCUGCAGAGGAUCUUGGAACGUGUCAUCGUCUCCGCCCAAGUUUAAGCUGGAGGUGAAGCAGCCAAGCUGCAAAUUUGUUGUGCGGCUUCAAAGUCGAGAAGUUUCUAGCUCAGGUCGACCAGCCGUACAGCUCAGCAUUAUGGACGCUGCUACUGGUCGUCAAGUUGAGACCAGUGGACCCUUUGUCGACCACGUAUGCGGCGUCCUGAUCGACGAUCUCAGACUUUCUCAGGGCGAGUACUUCUUGCUGCCCAGGCAUCACGGCGGAGGCAUCCAAACAGGCUUCUUCAUCGACGUUCACUCGGAUGCUCCCAUCGUUUGCACGCCUGCCUAAGUGAAGCCGCAGCUUUUGCUGGGCGUCACCUCUACACCUUUGCAGUCAAAUCGAGCAUGCAUGCAUUGCUACAAG
Molecule: messenger RNA, 2541 nt
Organism: Ceraceosorus guamensis
Lineage: Eukaryota; Fungi; Basidiomycota; Exobasidiomycetes; Ceraceosorales; Ceraceosoraceae
Product: cysteine proteinase
Exons: 6
Coding region: 1-2466 (821 amino acids)
Biological process (GO): proteolysis
Molecular function (GO): calcium-dependent cysteine-type endopeptidase activity
Source: RefSeq, a predicted model, not a curated record